Molecule: messenger RNA, 3047 nt
Organism: Acipenser ruthenus (sterlet)
Lineage: Eukaryota; Metazoa; Chordata; Actinopteri; Acipenseriformes; Acipenseridae
Product: platelet-activating factor acetylhydrolase 2, cytoplasmic-like
Exons: 11
Coding region: 254-1420 (388 amino acids)
Molecular function (GO): 1-alkyl-2-acetylglycerophosphocholine esterase activity
Source: RefSeq, a predicted model, not a curated record
UUCAUAGUGUGUUUGACGUAACAGUCAUUACGCAAAGUUUUAAACACACCUAGGACUAUGAUGCAGGUGGAUUGUGGGGUUAUAAACAAAGCCUGCGAAACCGAAGAAGGGUUUGUUUAUUGUUGGGUGCGCUCAACUUCAGUGAGAGCGAGUUUAUUUGAAGCAGAGUCUUUUGGUUGGUAACUUACGCCUUAAAGUACCUACUAAGUGAAGACAGAUCCGUAGUGCCUGUGUCCUCUAGUGUACUCUCACCAUGGGCGUCGGGCAGUCUCUGGGGCUGCCCCAGGGUUCAGGACCCCAUCAAGUGGGCUGCACUGAUGUCAUGGCGGACCACACCAGAGAGGGGAGUUUUUUCCGCCUGUACUACCCCUGUAAGCCAGAAGAGGGCGUGGAGGAGCAUCCCCCAUGGAUCCCCAAGUAUGAGUAUGUUGUGGGGAUGGCAGACUACAUGAGCCUCAACAAGAGAUGGUGUGUCCCCCUGCUGAACCUUGCAUUCGGGUCGUUCCGGGUGCCUGUCAGCUGGAACGCUUCCGUGAUUCCCGGACGCAGGUUCCCGCUCAUCAUCUUCUCCCACGGCCUGGGAGCUUUCCGAACUCUGUACUCUGCCGUGUGUCUGGCGAUGGCUUCACACGGCUUCCUAGUGGCUGCAGUGGAGCACAGAGACCAAUCAGCCUGUGCCACCUACCACUACCAGAAGGGACCCCCAGAGUCUCCCCAUGACCCCCUACACGAGGAGUGGGUUCAUUACCGCAGACUGGAGCAGGGAGAGAAGGAGUUCAAACUGCGUAACUGCCAGGUUCACCAGCGAGUGGAGGAGUGUGUGCGGGCGCUGGACCUCCUGAGUGACAUUAACAGUGGGAAGAGCGUCCCUGAUACCCUGCAGUGUCACUUCGACCUGGCCAGCCUCAAGGACUGCGUGGAUCUGCAGCAGGUGGGGGUGAUGGGACACUCGUUUGGGGGAGCAACCUCUCUGGUGGCCCUUGUCAAGGAUGCCCGGUUCAGGUGUGCCGUUGCUCUGGAUGCCUGGAUGUUCCCCAUCGAGAAUGAACUCUACCCCCAGGUGAGGCGGCCGGUCUUCUUCAUCAACACCGAGAGCUUCCAGACCACAGACAGCGUGGACAAGAUGAGCCGCCUGCUCGCAGCCUGCAGCCCCAGCCGGAUCAUCACAGUGCUCGGGACGGUGCAUAAGAACCACACUGACUUCGCGUUCCUGACGGGGGCGCUGCUGAGCAGAUUUGUCGAGACCAGGGGCAGGCUAGAGGCCGAGAAGGCUCUGGAGAUCACCACCAGGGCGGCGCUAGCGUUCCUGCACAGACACCUGGAUCUGGAAGCCAACUUUGACCAGUGGGAUGCCCUGGUUGAAGGCAAAGGGGAUGAUGAUGUCAUUCCUAAUGCCCCUUCCUGCCUGAGCAGCCUAUGAGGGAGCACCUCUUCUUGUGAUUCCUCGUUCCUAUUGGUCACUCUUGAAAGGAUAGUCCCCAGCCUGUCUAUAUCACAGGCAGCCCUUGUUUCUGUGUGGAGAGUCAGCUCACUCCCUCCCCCUCAUGAAGACACACAGAAUUUGCAGUGAAAGGAUGCCACAGUCUGAGAUCAGUCCUGCUCAGAUUUACAGUGGAAUACAGUUCAGUGGUGUGUGUUUGCCACAUCAACUGGCUUUCCAUGCAAAGAAAGAAAUACGGUAGUUAGUGUAGCUUCAGGGACACAAGCCUCCUCCCCAUUGAAACCAGCUUUCAGCUGUUGAACUGUGUGAGCCUGUGGCAUCUGAUAGGACAUGAGUGGUUGACUAAGAGUUUUCAAUUGGUGACCCGCAAAUUGACAUUAAAACCUGCAGACCCGCGACAGUCAUUGUACAACCUGCAAAAGAAAUCUGAUGUGUAAGAUCACUGUGUGGGUGAUGUGUGUACCCUUCAUACACUGACGGGUUCCUAACUCAAGUUGCAAAUUAUAUCAUUUUAAACAUUGUAUCAUUUUAAAAAUUAUAUCAUUUUAAAUGAACCAAUGUUUUUGUUUUCUUUUGUUGAUUGGAAAGUGGACCACUCCUGCUGCAAUGGACUCCUUGGUUUCUAUUUGAAUUGUAUACUGGAGAAGAAUGUGUGCACCCUUGGAAUUGGCACACAGUUACACACCAGUCAACUCAUUUCCAAAGCAGCCCAACAGCUUCAGCAAAAGCAGGAGGCUUUAUGCCAACAGAUUUUUUUUUCUAUAUAAAGUUAUACUUCAAAUACCCUCAAAUCAACAAAAAGGGGCUCUUGAUAUAUUGCAUGGGAAUUUUUUUUUUUUUCUAAGUUGCAUUAUGGAUUGUGUGCUGUUUGAGCUACUGUUUGAGUACAAGCACAGAUUCAGUAGCUCUGCUAAGCUGUACUAAGGUUAGGCUUUCAUACAGCAUACAGCCCUCUCUUUUACAUACUGGCAUAGGAGAAAAUAUACAAAGAAAAACCUAAUGAUAAAACAUUGUGAUGCUAUUGCAUUAUUGAAAGUAUAUAUUAAUCAAUUCCCCCCUAAAAACAGUCGAUGGUGUUCAAUAGCACAGCUGGGCCAAGGUCAGUCUGGUUAAUGCAGUUCUGUUUUCUUUAUGGGUGUAACCGGCGCUAUUCACAGAACACCCACAAGGUGGUGCCCGUGCUCAAUCCCUUCUCUCUCAUGGAGACUUCAUUGGCUCUUUAGCCCAGGUGAUGUCAUAAUCCACCAGUCAGCAGACCUGUUUAGGAACCCUUUGGAGUUCUGAGAUAAAGAGAAAGAAUCUGCCUGCAGCACCUUCACCAGUUUGGACUGUAGCGUGCUCUGCAGGACUGAAUCUGUCUUAAUCCCUUCAUUCACUGUGGAAUUGGCUUUUUGUUGAUAUUGCAAUAACAACUAUAAAGAAAAAAAAACAUUAGAUCACAUAUCUCUUCUCCUUAUAUGUGCCAAAGAAUGUCCUAAAGUAGCUUGAUUAAAAUGAGAGAAGCCAUUCUCCAGGUAACUGAUCUAGGUAAAGAUGUGCAUCCAUCCCCACUGUAGCCCCAUCCCCAUGGCUGGAUAAUAAAUCUGUUUUAUUCUUCUUUAUUCUA